CAGCUUGGUCUCCAGUAUUUCUCCACCCCACUUUCAGGCAGAGAAGACCGUACUUAAGCGACGCGCGUUCUUCGCCUAAACAUAUGGCAAAAACACCCCUCAUUCUUUCUUAUAUUAUUGUGCCCACUACUCUUUAAAAAUUCCGCCGAAAAAGAGAAGACGAUUUUCCAAAACCUUCUGGCCGUUAUCUCACGGCUCCCCUGUCUCUGCACAGGUGUAUGAACGCUACCCAGAGGGCCUAGGGGCGGCUCUUUACCGGGAGCACUUCGACUUCAACGCUGAGCCACCUUGGGAUCCUAGCUGAUAGAGGGACAGGUCCAUCUCCUGACUUGUCCAUUUUGUUGCAUACCGGCAGGACCCAUUGGCUCAGUCGUGACCCCCUGACUUCUUAUCUGCUCUUUAUGAUUGUCGGAUUAACGGAAUACGGUUGAAAUGAAAGGACUCGCUGACCAACCCAGCUACAUCAUUGAACUCCUGGAGGGAGGAGUGACUCUAGAAGAUGUCAUUGAUGGACACAUCUGUGAACAGGCUCUGGUGGAGAAGAAUGCGUUUGUGGUGGGUGACCUCGGUGUCCUGAUGCGGCAGCAUUUGUACUGGCAGAGUGUAGUGCCACAUGUGCAGCCCUACUACCCAGUCAAGUGCAACAGCAGCCCUGCGGUCAUUGAGGUGCUGGCUUCCCUGGGUCUGGGCUUCAUUUGUGCCAACAAGGCUGAAAUGAGCCUGGUGCUGGAUCAUGGUGUACCACCAGAAAACAUCAUUCUCUCAGGUGUGUUCAAGCAACUGGCGCACAUCAAGCACGCCGCCAAGAACAGCAUCCAGCAUCUCGUGUGUGAAAAUGAGGCAGAGUUAUCCAAGAUUGGCCGUCUGCACCCUAAUGCAAAGUUGCUGCUGCAGUUGACCACAGAGGCCCACGUGGCUGAGACCAGCAUGGCCUUUGGCUCCUCUCUAAAGAGCUGCCGGCACCUGCUGGAAGUAGCCAAGGAGCUGGGAGUCCAGGUGGUGGGGGUAACCUUCCACAUUCCCAGCUCCUGCCAAGACCUGCAACAGGCCUACACCCAUGCACUGUCAGAUGCCCGCUGUGUGUUUGACAUGGGGGUGGAACUGGGGUUCAACAUGAACAUCCUUGACAUUGGUGGUGGAUUUACUGGUUCAGAGUUUCAGCUGAGACAGGUUGAAACUGCAAUCAGGCCGCUGCUGGAUGCCUACUUCCCCCAACUGUCUGGUGUGCAAGUGUUGGCCCAGCCGGGCAGCUUCUAUGUGGCCUCUGCUUUCAGUCUGGCUGUCAACGUGAUUGGCAAGAAGAUGGUGACCCGCCACUGGGACAGCCUAGCUCAAGGUGACAACAAUGAGGAUACUGAGUUCCUGUACUACAUGAAUGAGGGUGUUUAUGGCCCAUUUGACCGCAAGUUGCUGGGAAACUCCAUUGCUGCCCCGUCAGUACACAAGCAUGUUUUGUGUGCUGAGGAGGCCAUGUAUCCCAGCAGCCUGUGGGGGCCGUCACUGGACCCCUUGGACCAGGUGGUGGAGCACUGCCUGCUACCAGAGCUCAGUGUGGGAGACUGGCUUCUCUUCUCCAACAUGGGGGUGUGCGGCCUAGAGGAGCUUAGCUGCCUCCCCACUGCCUCCCCACUGCCUGUCUACUACACUAUCUCCACCUCUGACUGGUAUGAAAUGCAGGAGGCCGGUGUGGCACUGGACAGUGCCAUGAAGAGUUUCUCCUUCCUCCCGUACAGUGCAUAAGUACCCUCAGCCUCUGUCCCAUACUGUAUUGCACAGAUCUUCCUUACCUCUGCUUUCACCGUGUGAGAGGAGAGGUCAGUGUGGUGUUUGGGAUGAGAGCUGAAAUGUGGUCAACAUUCCAGCCACCUUGGAAAACGCAGUGUCCUGUUAUUUCUUCCAGAAUGUCACUUUUGUACCUCCAGCAAUGAGAGACGGUUGGUUGUUUGAUACCUCAGUUAUUAAAUUUUCCUGGAAGAUGAUCCUAGUUUUGACUCUCUCUCUCUGAAACUUAAAAAUCUGUCCACUAAAAGAACUCUUGUCCAAGCUUUUAUGACAUUAUGCAACAAAAUGGAUGACUCAGUGGAGAUGGGACCCCCCCGACAUGUUUGGGGUGGUUUGUUUCCUAACUAAAAUUCAGUUUACAAAAUGUACAAUUGAUUUAGAUCCAUAGUAUCACAUGCUCUGUAUUGAUUACCUAUCGUAACUCCUGUGUCUGUUGAAAAACCAGUACAUCUGGUCUGUAGACUAUUUUUGAAGUGUUUAAAAGAAUCACUGCCAUGUGUGGAUUCUGCAUCUCAGACUCCUCACUUGGCACAGCUUACAUGAAAUGAUGACAAUGAUGCAUUUCUUUAUUGCCGUUCACUCAAUGCAUUUUUUUUUUUUUUUUUUUAAUUUAUUGAUUCAGAUAUUACCAGGGCAUAUUUAAAGCUCCAUCUGUGUGUUUUUUGCCCAGGUAUUAUUGCUGUGGCCCAUUAACAGUGUUUUUCUGAUAAGUUAUUGAUGUGUUUUUUUUUUUUUUUUUUUUUUUUUUUUUUUUUUUAAACGAUACAUGGAUUACGUGUGCUGUGAUUUCCAUUUGUGACCUCAGUGGUUUUCCUUUACUCGAAAGGCAUGAUGGAAUUACUGUAGGAGAUUACUUCUGUGCUGAGCUGUAGCUUGGAUACAGGAACACUGUAUUCAGUGUACUCUUUGCUCUGAGAGGAUAAAUCUGGUUUAAAAUGCACAAAAUCUUAUGUGGGUUAAAAAAAAAAAUACUGUGACACUUGUCUCUCGUCAAGGGGAUUGGUGUUUGUUCACUAGCUCCUUUGCUGGCUCUGAAAACCAUCAAAGGAAUUUUUUUUUUUUUUUCCUUUUCCCCUGAAACACACUCAAACACAAAUGAUUUGUGUUUGAUGUACAUGAUGUACAUGUCUGUCUUUAAAGUGAGAUGUUCUAGUCGUACACAGACCUCUCUGGGGCAGUGCAAAGGCUAAAUAGCAUAGUAGACCUUUCCUCGUGAAGUCGAGGGACGUCCUGUACAGCUACAUGUUUAAUCAUAUUAAAGAUGACCUGAACCAUCUACAGUUUUUAUCGAAUCCUGCCCGUGUCACAAGUGACUAAUGUAUUACUUUGCUUGUCUAAGGCACUAAUGGACCAUAGCCUGUUUUUGACUGUAAAUUGUGCUCGUUAAAGUAAUAAGUGAUUAAUUUAAUAUACAUUUCUGACAAAUCAUUUUAUCUGGUGUUUGUGUGGUCUUUGGCAUUGGGGGUUGGAAUGGAGGGGAUGGAAAUGAUUAAUUGGUAAUUGUGUUCUGGAUAAAAAAUUUCACUGUAGGCCAACAUAAAUUAAAACAUGGUUUUAAACUGCUGAGGAUUUAGCAGCCAAGGAUGUCCUGCACCAACCAAAAUAUAAUAAAAGGAGUUUAGUAC
Messenger RNA from Archocentrus centrarchus (flier cichlid), 3407 nucleotides. RefSeq names its product antizyme inhibitor 1b (gene azin1b). Gene Ontology annotation, biological process: negative regulation of protein catabolic process; positive regulation of polyamine transmembrane transport. Gene Ontology annotation, cellular component: cytoplasm. The record is from RefSeq and is a predicted model, not a curated record. Bases 433 to 1740 code for a protein of 435 amino acids. The transcript has 11 exons. Gene Ontology annotation, molecular function: ornithine decarboxylase activity; ornithine decarboxylase activator activity. Lineage: Eukaryota; Metazoa; Chordata; Actinopteri; Cichliformes; Cichlidae.